This is a messenger RNA of Contarinia nasturtii (swede midge), 740 nucleotides long. RefSeq lists its product as uncharacterized. NCBI's taxonomy places the organism in Eukaryota, Metazoa, Arthropoda, Insecta, Diptera, Cecidomyiidae. Bases 81 to 641 code for a protein of 186 amino acids. The transcript is spliced from 2 exons. The record is from RefSeq and is a predicted model, not a curated record.
AAGUCAUUUCAAAAACAGUUUUAAGUAAGCUUUAAACAGUAUUGAAAACACUUGAAAAGACAUUCUGUUACGUUUGAAAGAUGUUCAAGCCCAAAAUGUGUCACUUGUUGUUGAUCGGCAUUGUAAUUUGUCAGUUGGUGGCGAAUAUCGAAGGUUCAAUUGAAUCGAUUUGCGGACGAAAUAAUCGAGAAGACAGUUUGCCACAGAUAUCGGAAUCAACAUCUUCGAUCGAUACAUUGGAGAGUUAUAACGGGAAUGUCACACCACACGCCCAUCAACACAUACAUGCAUACUCAGACUCAUCAGAUACUGAUAGUGACGACUAUACUGACGAUGUUUCACAAAUGUCAGAUACAUCUGUCGGUGAACCAUCUGGAGUGCAAGAGUCAAUUAAUUGGUCUGAUUCAGCUCCAUACCCUGCCUCAGUUUCAUCAGCUCCGUUUCCAAGAACAGGCACUCCCAAAGCAAAGUCACCCAAAAUAUCUUCCCCAAAGUCAUCUAAAGGAACUUCGCACCAGACUUCCACAUCAAAGGCAACAUCAAAAGUGCCCACUUCGAAGGCUUCUUCACCGAAAAGAAAAAACGGUGUACAAGGCAAAAUUGCAAUUUUCGAAGCCAUGAAAAAUGGUAGCCAAAAAUAGAUUAUUUACUCAAGACUUUGCAAUUUUUUUAAAAAAUAAAGUUGAAUAUUAUGAUGAUUUCAUUUUCUCAUGCUUUUGAAAAUAAAUGAAAGAAGAUAA